AUGCAUGCAAGGAGGGCUUCCUUGCUGGUCACCUUAGCUCAGGAGAUUGUGGGAUUUGAGCUCUUGAAGGAGUUGUAUGAGGAAGAUACUGAUUUUAAGGAGAUCUGGACCAAGUGCAGCAGCAAUAAUGCAGUUGCAGAUUUUUAUGUGAAUGAAGGAUAUUUAUUCAAAGGCAAUCAUCUAUCUAUCCCUAGUUCUUCAUUGCGAGAAAAACUGAUUAGAGAUCUGCAUGGAGGGGGUUUGAGUGGGCACUUAGGCCGAGACAAAACUAUUGCUAGCCUUGAGGAGAGGUAUUUCUGGCCACAGUUGAAAAAGGAUGCAGGAACUAUCGUGAGGAAGUGCUACACCUGCCAGGUUUCUAAGGGUCAGUCCCAAAACACAGGACUUUAUCUUCCUUUACCUGUUCCUGAUGAUAUUUGGCAGGAUCUUGCUAUGGAUUUUGUGCUGGGAUUACCCCGUACCCAAAGAGGUGUGGAUUCUGUGUUUGUGGUAGUUGACAGGUUCUCUAAGAUGGCGCACUUUAUAGCUUGUAAGAAAACUGCUGAUGCGUCCAAUAUAGCCAAACUAUUUUUCAGGGAGGUGGUGGAGUUUGCUUAUAACAGUGCGGUGCAUAGUGCAACAGGGAAGUCCCCAUUCUCCUUAGUUUAUACUGCUGUUCCUCGACAUGUGGUGGAUUUGGUAAAGCUUCCUAAAGUUCCUGGUGUUAGUGUUGCUGCUGAAAGCAUGGCCAAGGAUGUGCAGUUUGUUAGAGAAUCAGUUAAGGCCAAGUUGGAACAAACUAAUGCAAAGUAUAAAGCUGCAGCUGACAAGCAUUGA
Messenger RNA from Rosa chinensis, 816 nucleotides. RefSeq lists its product as uncharacterized. Bases 1 to 816 code for a protein of 271 amino acids. The record is from RefSeq and is a predicted model, not a curated record. Lineage: Eukaryota; Viridiplantae; Streptophyta; Magnoliopsida; Rosales; Rosaceae. The transcript is spliced from 3 exons. Gene Ontology annotation, molecular function: nucleic acid binding.